Molecule: messenger RNA, 483 nt
Organism: Prorocentrum cordatum
Lineage: Eukaryota; Dinophyceae; Prorocentrales; Prorocentraceae
Source: the annotation of a GenBank genome assembly
AUGCUGCUCCCGGACGACCCCUCCGAGAACAUAUUGAUGCUCGCCACGGGCACGGGCAUCGCUCCGUUCCGCUCGUUCCUGCGGUACCUUUUCCACGACAAGGCCACGAAGGGCAAGUUCCAGGGUAUCGCGUGGCUCUUCCUCGGCGUCCCGUUCACCAAGUCCCUCCUGUACGACGCCGAGUGGAAGGAGAUGCAGGCCGAUUUCCCCGGGCAGUUCCGCUACGACUACGCCAUCUCCGACGAGAUGAAGCGCCCCGACGGCGGCCCCAUGUACGUGCAGCACAAGGUCCAACAGCACGUGGAGGACAUCUGGCCCAUGGUCAAGAGCGGCAAGACGCACGUCUACAUGUGUGGCCUGAAGGGCAUGGCCACCGGCCUCGAGGAGGCUUUCGGCCCAUGCUGCGAGAAGGACGGUAUCGACGUCAAGGACUUCCUGAAGCAGCUGAAGAAGGAUGGGAAGUAUCACGUCGAGGUGUACUGA